AUGCAGAUCAAGGUAGUCCCAUCGAUUGAAUACGUCGUUGUUUCUCACGAUCCAAAUGAUGGUUUUACUCAAAAUCAGUGGUACCUUCUUCUUCAGGUUGUUGUGAGAGCACUUGAUUACUUAUGCCAUGAACCAAGCCGCUUGGAGGCCGAUGUGGUUGCUGGUUGCAGUUGCGUGGCUUCAGGCUUGAGUGGGCAGGGGCAGGGGUGCUUCUGUGGCGAGAGCACAGAGCGAGCUUGGGUCCCCACCGUUGGCCACAAACUGAAUCGACUGAGGGCCAGUGCGAAUCCGCAGAAGGGCGGAUCGCAUGCGAGCAGAGCCAUCGUCUCCUUUCGUCGCGACUCCAUCAAUUGGCACUUUAGUGCAACUGCACAGAAGGCCCACAGCCAGGAGGCUGAUCAGCCUCUGAUCUGCAGGCUGAUCCCUCGGGGGCAGAAGGCUGCUCCAUUUUCUCUAUCACAACCCCGAGAUCUCGGAGGGGGGGACGUUCCAGGCCUUCCAGAAGUGCACGUCUCGCUUCGGAAGGGCAUUCUCAAUCAGUCCCUCUUCUGA
Molecule: messenger RNA, 552 nt
Organism: Symbiodinium sp. CCMP2592
Lineage: Eukaryota; Dinophyceae; Suessiales; Symbiodiniaceae
Source: the annotation of a GenBank genome assembly